AUGUUUUCUUCAUAUUAUCAAGUGAUUAUUCUCACAGCCGUGGGAGUGGCUUCUGUGUAUAUCUACCAAGCUGUGGCAUAUCGGCGUCGCAUGAAAGGAGCAAAAGAGCCACCAGGACCCAAAGGAUGGCCCAUCGUAGGAAAUGCCCCAGAGCUUGCCUCCUCUGACGGCAAUCUCAUCCCGAUUUUCAACAAAUGGUCGAAUGAAUAUGGUGAUAUUGUGCAGUUCAGUAUCCUCGGUGAGAAGCAGGUGAUCUUGGCAAAAGAGAGCAUCACACGAGACUUAUUCGUCAUGCGUGGCUCGAAAUACUCGGGGAGAGGAACGCCGCAUGCGAUUUCCCACAUGUUUAAUUACAUGAACCCGACGCUGGAGAUCAAUGACGAAAGAUGGAAGCGGCAAAGAAAGCUCAUCCACCAGGCCGUCUCUAUCACAGCAACCGAUAAAUAUCUUAGCGCCAUGGAAGAGGAAGCCGAAGUAACCCUAUGUGAUCUAAUCCACGACCCCGAAAGCUUUGACAAGCACCUUGCUCGAUACUCCUUCGGUGUUUUGACUCGCUCCAUGCUCGGCUUUCGCAUCAAGACAGGCGAUGACCCUUAUAUCGCCCAUGUACUAGACCAGAUCGGUGAGUUUCUAAAGGGCUUCCGGCCGGACGAAUACCCCAGCAAUGUCUUCCCGUUCCUCCGCGUCUUUCCAACGUGGCUGGUCCCGUCGCUAGGCAAGAUGGAGAAGAUGCGAUUAGAUAUGUAUGCUGAGAUCUGCGCGCUGCGAGAAAGGGUGCAGAAGUCAGUCCAGGAUGGCACUGCUAGCACCAGUACCUAUCGGCACUUUGUUGAACAUCGCGAUGAACAUGAAAUUACUGAUGAUGAGGCUGGGUAUGCUUUUGAGACUAUGAUUGCUGCCGGGGUGGCUUCUCCGCAUAAUCUCCUGUUGACGUUCUUGUUUCUCAUGAUGGAGUAUCCCGAGUGGCAGAAGAAGCUACAAAAGCAGGUCGACCAAGUCGUUGGGAAGGAUCGACAGCCUUGCUUUGAUGAUAUUCCAAGCCUUCCAGUUGUGAGGGCAGUUGUCAAAGAAAGCCUCCGGUAUCGUACCAUCAAAGCUGAGCUGGGUAUUCCGCAUCGUCUAGAAGUGGAUGAUAUCUAUCAAGGAUACUUCUUCCCGAAGAACACUGUCUUCCACGGCAACUUGACGGCCAUCCUCAUGGACAAGCAGCUGUACCCGGACCAGCAACUAUUCAACCCCGCCCGCUGGCUCGACGAAGACUACCCAACAUACAAAGCGCCACUCACUGAACACCCGAACCUGAAGAAUUAUGCUGCUUUUGGCUUUGGCCGCCGCGCAUGUCCUGGUUAUGACUUUUCGGAGCGGACUUUGGUUAUUCUCGUGGCAAAGAUCGCCUGGGCUUGCGAGAUCAGCAAACCGAUUGAUCCUGCCACCAAUAAGCCGGUUGAAAUUACUCUAAGACAUGAGCCGACACCAAAUCCUAAGCCGUUGGCAUUUCUCUGUGAUAUCAGGCCGAGGAGCGGUGAUAAGGUGAAAAUUAUUGGCUGA
Molecule: messenger RNA, 1548 nt
Organism: Fusarium sp. VM40
Lineage: Eukaryota; Fungi; Ascomycota; Sordariomycetes; Hypocreales; Nectriaceae
Source: the annotation of a GenBank genome assembly